AUGAACUAUCUUCAAAUUCUCCUCCUCGCCGCUUUUGUUGGAUUCGCAGCUACUCAGUGGAAUCUAGAGUGCAAAAUCCAAGUAAAAUUCCGUAACGAUGCUCAUAAGAAGGUUCGUGUUGAUCUUUUGGUCCCAUCCUUGUCCAUUAUGUCGGACCCAGUGAUUUUGGAGAAGUUCAAGCAGGAGAAGAGUGUGAAUAUCAAGGGAAAGAACUGUGAGCAGAAGCCAUGGGUAUUCAUGGUUUAUGGAGAGCAAGACGGAAAGUGGGUUCUCAAGAAGAAGACGCAAUCCAAGUUCACUGGCAACGGAUGGUUCCUCACUUCCGUCGACGACGAGUAUACUCUCAACGUGUUGGACCGCCAAGGAAUCGCAUGCUCUGAGGGAAACUGCGGAAAGUAA
This is a messenger RNA of Caenorhabditis briggsae, 399 nucleotides long. The record is from RefSeq and is a predicted model, not a curated record. Lineage: Eukaryota; Metazoa; Nematoda; Chromadorea; Rhabditida; Rhabditidae. The transcript has 3 exons. The coding region runs from base 1 to 399 and encodes 132 amino acids.